Molecule: messenger RNA, 1371 nt
Organism: Aspergillus lentulus
Lineage: Eukaryota; Fungi; Ascomycota; Eurotiomycetes; Eurotiales; Aspergillaceae
Biological process (GO): stabilization of membrane potential; potassium ion transmembrane transport
Cellular component (GO): plasma membrane
Molecular function (GO): outward rectifier potassium channel activity; potassium ion leak channel activity
Source: RefSeq, a predicted model, not a curated record
AUGAAAGUCACUCAACCAAUUAAAAUCAAGCGGAUCUGCGUCUACUUUCGAGGGCUUGUUAAACUAGAGCUAUCGGAGGUGGCGCUUGUGGGGAAUAGGGAUCUGAUCACGUCCGGUAUCACCUACUUCGACCGCGGGCAGACAACACAAUUAGGCAAUGUCUACGGCGCGGAUAUCUGUCACAUACUGGACCGAUCUGGCACAGAUGCAGAAAGUGGCCAACACAUCAGAAACACUGUCAGAAACACUGCCGAAACGUCCUGGGGAGACCCAUCCCUUCCUCCUAAGUAUAAUAUUGGCGGCUUACAGCAGCCUGGACUCUUGGGGGCCGUCACCAAGAGCGCUCUAUUUCCCGCUGGUGAUUAUCUGUACAACUUCGAAUUCCUCCUGCAUAAUUCCCUCCCGGAGACCAUUACUACCGAGCUGAUAUCUACGCGAUACUACCUGGAAGCCCUGAUUGAACCGUCUGGACCAUUUUCCUCAAAGGCAGUUUGCCAGGUUGAUGUCCCGGUCAUUCGACUGCCGGCAGAAAACUCACUGGAGCUGGUUGAGCCGAUCAUCUUCUCUCGGAAAUGGCGCGAGCAGCUUGCCUACGAUGUUUGCAUUUUCGGGAAGUGUUUUCGUCUUGGCUCACGGAUACCAAUGAGGGUGAGAUUAACUCCCCUGGCCAACGUAAAGUGCCGGCGGAUCAGAGUAUACGUGUCUCAGCACGUACAGCAUCGUACAAAGGGCCCAACAGGUCGCUUUCUCCAGCUGCCCGCGAAAAAGGUUCUUCUGUUCGAAAAGCAGCCUGGCCUUGCAAGUUACAGCUCCUACCCAGGCAGCACCAUGCAAAUUAUGACAGACGGGGGUAGAAUAAAAACCCCCGGAGUCCAAAGCAUGAAUCUGCUAGGGGACGAAUUGGAGACCUCUGAGAUCAACUUAGAGAUUGUUCUGUGUCUUUCGAUAAACGACCAAGACGGUAUGGGUCCAAACAAGCCUCGAACUGUAGAGUUGACCAUCGAGUCGCCUUUCACUAUUCUGUCCUGCAAGGCUACCCCGGCAAAUAUCUAUGUUCCGCCAUAUGCGCUGGAAAGUGAUAGGGGAGUAAUUCCGUCUUACGACGGCCAAUGUGGGUGUGGUGACAGUCCCCGGUCAAUAUCGCUAGCCUCCAGGCACGAAGCAGAGGCACCUCAAACCGAAGCGAGGGACAAUUUGACGUCCUCUAAAGGACAACUGUCUGGAGAUAUUACGCAGCAACUCAGCUUCUACAGUAUCUCUGGCGACAUUAAGCAACCCGCUCGAGCCCAUUUACCUGAUUGGGGCCUUCCCUCCGACGAACUUCACCAGCGACCUGAUCCAUAUCGAAGCAGGCACUGGUUUGGUGGAUAA